Molecule: messenger RNA, 6594 nt
Organism: Erpetoichthys calabaricus (reedfish)
Lineage: Eukaryota; Metazoa; Chordata; Cladistia; Polypteriformes; Polypteridae
Exons: 5
Coding region: 273-4802 (1509 amino acids)
Source: RefSeq, a predicted model, not a curated record
CUUCAGUUAAUCAGCGGGUAGCACUGUUUAAAUUAAUCAGAUCAGUUUAACCUGACUUAUGUUUUUUUCUGCUUUCUGUUUGCCUUUUUGCAUUCCUCUGAAAACCAUGAUGGACCUCAGUGAAACUGAAGCAUACCGGAAGUGAGGGAGAGCUCUGCCCAUCUUUGGACCCAAUUGGUUCCUCUGAAAGUGCCAGUACUUUGGCUUCCUCCGUCAUCGAGGUAGAAUCAAACACAGGAAUUGCAGGUCUCGAAGAGUAUGAAGAAGAAGAAAUGUGUCUGUCCAGAACCUCGGCUCUGUCUAUCACAGAGGAGAUCCUGGAACUCAUUAACCAGAGUCGGGUGUGGGACCGUGACGACAACGGGGCAGGCUGGCACAUUGACAAGUCAAAGGACCACCAAGAAAUGCAUAAUGAUGAUGAAGGAGCAACUUCACACACCCAAUUAGCCUUGAGUAGCAACAACGAUGACAACAUGGUGUUGGAGGAAGACGACAAGGAUAGAUUCAAAGAACCACCCAUCGAAACAGUAAAAACUAUGGUUUCAGAAUUACAGACUCAAGCCAGUGAAUCCUCAGAAGAAGAGACACAGAUGCAAGAGGAGCUGGAGCCUUCACCCCUGCAUAUGCUUGAAGAACUGCUUCAAGAAUGUGAAGAAAGUGAGAGUAAGGAGCCAUUGGACGAAUGUGAGGAAAGCAGUCUCAUAGCAAUAAAGGUGCAAGAUGGCACUGGAGAGAAUCAAGAGAAAAAGAGGUGCCUCGCAGAAAACUCAGACAUGCUGAGUGUUAAGGAAGAACUGACAAGUGUCUGCUGUCAUAAGGACAGUAAUGCAAAUGACGACUCUCGUUCCAAAGAGUCCACAAACCAAGUGUCAUCUCUCUGGACUAAUGAAGAAACUGACAAGCCUGCCCCUAAGAGAGAAAGAACUCUAACCAAACGUGACCGUCUUCUAAUAGAGAAGAUCAGGAACUAUUAUGAAAUGGCCGAGGUGAGCAACUCCCACUUUCAAAGACGAGACAGCAUUUCUUUCAUACCUGCUGGGCUUGUUAAGCAUUCUGUGUCCAGAUACAAUUGCAUCACAAAGCAGGAUGGCAGUGGGCAGUCUGUGAUAAGAAAAAUGGAUGCAGAUGAACCUCAGGCUUCCCUCCUCGUUUCAGAGCCACUACUCCGUUCUGAUUUGGGGAUCAGCAACCAUCAUGACCACUCUGAAGCACUAGUUUCUGAGAAAAAGAAGAAGUUGGAAUCAGAUUCUGGAAGCAACUUUGCUCUCUAUUCUGCUGAGAAGACUGAACCGGUGGCCAAAUCUCGAUCUUGUGCAGAGCUGCUAGAAAUUUGGAAAGAGAAAGAGAAACCGCUUAAAGGAAUUGAUGGUAAUUGUGCCUGCAGGGUAAAUGCAGAAGUGAAGGAAUCACCCUUGGGGGAGUCUUUGAUGACCCUGGAAGAUGAUGGACAACAGAGCAGCAUAGGAGAAGCAGAGUCGAUAGAUAAGGAAGCAGAAGUGAAAGUGGCUGAGCAACUGCCUUUCAUGGUAGAAACAGAGAGAAAAGAACAAUCAGAGGCUCAUGAGAGAUCUGUAACCACUGUACCGACAUUUUCUGCAGCUUCCGAAAGUCAGCCAAUGCCCAAAACUGACGCUGAUUCCAAUCCCAAAUUUGAGGCUGCUCGAGUUGACCCAAAAACAACCGCAUUCCAUGUCCCACCUGAUGUGGCUGGGAUCAGCCUACGUGAGAGCAGAGAGGGCAGUUUGAUAGAGAACUCGGACAAGAUCCUCAGUAGAGUCCAGAUGCUGGCCCGUAUGUACAGUGCCAAAGUCAGUCAGAGGAAGACCCCGCUGCAUAAGAAGGUGUGGGAGAACAGGGGACUGCCAGGGAGACGGGAGCUUCCAGAGCUUUGGCAACAGUGCACAGGGGUGGAACCCAUCAACAAGGACAUAGGCUUGCCCAAGGUGCCAAGAGACCCCCAAGUAUAUGGACAUGUAUUUAUUCGAGAGCAGAUAUCCCUCCCCUGUGUGCAGGAAAAUGAGUGUAUCAUCUCUGCAGCCAAGGGUAGCUUCUCCUACAUCGAGGGUAUCAAUAAAGAAGCAGAGCCCAGAGCUGGCAGUGAAGCAGAUGGCACAGCUAUUUUACCAUGCCUGGAGGAACACUUGGCAGCUCCAGCAGUUUCAGAGUACGUCACAUCGCCACCCAAUGGUUCUCCUUCCCAUACAGAUGCUCCAAGGAUGAAGGAGGCCACACAGGCAACUUCUUGUAGACCACAGACGCCAGUACCAGAAGAAGAAGCAUCUGGGACCACCUGUCAAGAAAUGGUACCUCAUGAGUGUCACACUGAUGCCAGCCUUUUAGAUGAAGAAACCUCCACGAAUGACAUACAUUUGGAGGAGAAAGUGGAUAGGAAGCCAAGCUUAUCUGACAAUUAUGACUCAGAUAAUGAGUAUAAUUCUAAUCUUGUUGUAGAAGCCAAGCAGGAUGAGCAGGAUGAGAGUUCCAUGCCAGAAGAUGGCACUUACAACAUAGACAAUGAGUUUACUUUCACAGAUGAUGCAGAACCCCAGCAGAAUCAAAGUCCAGUGCAAGUGGCUGCUGGUUAUGGCACAGAAAACGAGCUUUCUUUUAACGUGAAGAAGAACGAAGUCCCAGUGCCAGAGGUUAUCAGUUAUAGCACAGAAAAUAAGUUUACUUCUAGCACCAAUGUAGAUACCAAGCUGGAUAAGCCCCUAGUGCAAGAACUUAGCCGUUAUGACAUGGACUGUGAUAUUUCUUCUAGUGGAGAGGUAGAAGUCAAGCAAGAUGAGUGCCUUACACCAGUGGCUGAUGUAAUGACUGAAGUUGAUUCCAUGGAUGUAGACCUACCACUCACAGAUGUUCGUAUUUCACUAUCAUCCCAGCAGAAGGGAAGUGCAAAUCAAAGGUCUUCACCAUUGACUGCAACUAAACUCCCCAUUACUACCCUAACUGGUCAGGAGGCCUGGCAACUUGGUCAUAAUAAAGCAGUCACUGAAGAAAAUGAAAAUGAAGGAUGGUGUAUGGUAGAACAAGGAGAGGAAGAGACACCAGAAGAUGUCCCUAUUACUACUUUGACAUCAAAGUCUCCAGAGCUUUCUGAUGCUGAACCUCAAGGCAUAGAUCCCGACCUCACAGAGCCCAGAGUACAAUUACCAAAGUUCACCAGCCAAAGGCCAUCCUACUUGACAACUACAGUUGGCAGAAGAAGCCCCCCUCAGUGUAAAUCAGUGCUCAGCGACACGUUUUCCACUUCUUCUUGUCCUAAGGAUGUUUUAAUUCCACAAAGUUUUGGAGACCAUCCAACAAAUCAGCCUUGUCCACUGAAUGCUUGUGAACCCUUUUCCCAGUGUGAACUUAACUUCAGCUUGAGACGACGAUCACCAUCUCCCAUGGGAAGCUAUGUAGGCUCCAGUCCGUCCAGGUCAUUCGCAACGGCUUGCAUUAGUCAAAAUCUGCCUAAGCUGGACACAUUUGUCCCUGUUGCCCCAAGUGGCAAACCACAGGUUGCACUUAGUCUUCUUAAUACACAGACAGGAGCUAGACCACGAGACCUGAGUCCAUCUUUUAUUCGUCCGAGCUCAGAUAAAACAAACCGUAAUGGGUGCUUGGCAGUUCUGUCUUCCAGUGCUCAUUCUCAAGCAGUUCCAGCAAGUCCAUCUCCCACCUCCCCCUUGGAUACAGAUGGCCUUCAGCACCCUCUGAGCACUCUGGCUCAUUCCCGUGCCUUCUGUCCAGAGAUUUGGAACAGCAAUAACAAUAACAGCAAUGCUCUUGAGCUACAGAGAGCCACUCUACCUAGCAAGGGCCAGGCAAUGUCUUCAGCAAGCUUACAAAGACCACUCUGUAUAUCUGGACACAAUCGAACAGCUCGGCCAUAUUUUUCUGCCUCAGAGCCCAACUCUAGGAUUCAAUCGCCUUCACCUUCCUUUGCAAGGUUAUGCUCGACUCCCACUGUGUCACCAUCUCCAUGUGUGCAGGUACCUCCUGAAAAUGCCACCUUGAAAGCCAAGCCGCCUCACCAUCCCAUAAAGACCAAGGGUGGUCGUUCAUUUCGGCCAAUCAGCGUGGCAGUACCGGACUGUUCUGGAACAUCCUCUGCAUUCUCCACCUCCCCAUGUUGCAGCCCUAGAAUAAUUUCCCCGACUGCCACCUCAGUGUCACCACUAUUUGCACGAUCCAGAGGGAACAGCCUGCCUUUUGUUAAUCUUACGGAAAGAUCUCCAAGCCCCUUUAGUGAUGUGAAGAAGUCCUGGGGAGGUCAUAGGAGUCUUGACCAUGAUUUGGUACUAGAUGACAGUCAGCAAAGUUGUGGAAAGAGUCCAGCUAGAUCUGAAACCCAUUUGAACCUCAGCUCUCCAGAAUUUAACUGCCUAGACUGGCCUGAUUUCCAGGAGUUGCAGAUGAAAUCUUCAUCUUCUGAGAAUGGAGACUGUACAUUAAAAGGAGCAGGAGAAAAUACCUCUUGGGAAGAAGAAGUCAGGCCACCUAGCAGGAGCUGCAGGAGCACUGUCAUAUGUGCUUAUGUCGCAAGUCCUCAGGCAGUGGAACCCGAGCUGCUGAAAAAGUCCUCAACUUUGCCAAACCAUGGGACGGGAGACGCAGUUCACCCCAAUGCAAACAGCACCAAGGGAAUAGGGAAAGCAAGCUACUCUACAACUGUUAACCUUCAGAUUGGAGGAAGUGGGAAGAUUGCCUCCUUCAGCAAUGCCCAGGUCAGCCUCACGCAGACACUAGUGACCGUGCCGGAGAGCCAAAGCAUCAGGAGGAUUAAUGUGAACAGCCGUGUCGUUGAGUCCUCAUAGUACACUUGACAUUUGGACAAUGCCGUCACUGGGCAUUUGAGACCCACCUGAGAGUGAUGAUGAGUGGCAUUCAACCACCUCCUCAUCUGGGGCCAAAACUGAGUAUCUGUAGGAAUAUUUAUUCUUAUUUAAUAUUAAGCUGGCAAGAGGCACUGGGAGAGGAACUGUAGGAAUGCAAAGAUGAAGAUGUGAGAAGAAAAUGAGGGUGAAGUGAAAUAUUUAUUUAUAGCCGUUUCGCUCCUGUGUUUGCAAUGGCUUGGCUCAGGAGCGGCCAGUCAACCGAGUCCUGCCCUGUUAGACAACAGUGCCUGGCAGAUGGGACCUGUGAAGCUUUUUUUGUCUUGAUUUUAUUAUGGAGCCCGUUAGGUUGGCUGUGAUCAGAGCCACCCUUUGAAGAAAAAGAGGAAAAAAUGAUUUAACGUUCAUCAGCACCGGUGGAAAAUACGAAAGCACUCGCCCCCCUGUGGGCAUCCCGUUGUGAAUAUCUGUAACAUUCCAGACACAAACUGUGAUGAGUAUUUUAGGGUGCUCUGUGUGUGUUGUUGUUUUUUUUUACCCAUAAUGCAAUUAGUAUUGUGUAGCAAGUUUACCAGAUGCUGGGAAAUUAAUGUAAAAUGCAAGCUGUGCUGUGUCUUUAUGGUCACUGUUUACACAUGGCAGCAGACCCUCAUUUGCACUUUGGACCACAUAAUGCCAUCUCUUUGACCAGGGGUGCAAUACAUGGACCCCAGGAGGUACGUGAAGCAUCAUCCAUGAGAUACAUUUUGGGGUGAGAGAGAGAUACUUGGUGUAAGUGGAAAAUGACAUCAUGUCUUCCACCACUUACUUUAAGGAGCAGCUCAGAGGAGUAUGGAGACUGAUACAUGUUGUGCUUCAGUGAUAUGUGUAGUUUAGAAUCAAAAAUUAACUAAACUUCAAGUUUGCUUCUUUAGUUGAGUCUAAAAGGGCAAGGAAAAGUAUGCCAACCCAUUGGAAUGACUUGGUUUUCUGCAUUAAUUGGUCAGAAAGUGUGGUCUGAUCUUCCUGUAAGUCACAAGUGUAGACAUACACAAUAUGCUUACACUAAUAACACAAACACAAUUAUAUUCUUUAACAUCUUUACUGGUCACAGCCAUCAAGCAUUCAUAGUGUGCUGUGGAAAAAAUAACCAAAUCCUUAAUAACCGGUCAAACCUCCUUUAGGCAGCAAUAACCUCCAACAAGUGCAUCUGGUAGAUAUGGAGCAGACCUGCACAACGUUAUGGAAGAUUCAGGACCACCCUUCCUUAAAGAACUGUUUACGCCUCAGCUAUAUUCUUAGGAUGUGUGGUGUGAAUGGCUCUUUUGAGGUCAUUUUGUAGCAUCUCUAUUGGGUCUGGGCUCUGACUGGGCCACUCCAGAAGGUAGAUUUUCUUUUUUUGAAGCCAUUCUCUAGUAGAUUUACUUUGAUGUUUAGAGUCAGAUGUCAGACAGCCCCCCUGAUAUUAUCCUGGUGGUUACCUCUAUAUACUUGGCAAUUCAUUUCCCCCUCAAUGAUGAUAAGCACUCCAGGCUCCAAGUCAGCACAGCACACCACUGUAUUUCACAGUUCGGUUAACAUUUUCAUGUUAGUAUGUGGUGUCUUUUUUACAUCAUGCAUGCUGUUGCACCUUCUUCCUGAACAAUUCAUCCUUAGAUUCUUCAGCAUUUCCCCAAUGGCUUUGUGGAGUGUCAAGGUGCUCUUUGGCAAACUUCAGACAUACAAUUUUGUUUUUGGAGAACAGAGGCUUCCUCCUCAGUGACCUGCUAUGGACACCAUGCCUGUUCAAUGUUUU